Molecule: messenger RNA, 2232 nt
Organism: Magnusiomyces paraingens
Lineage: Eukaryota; Fungi; Ascomycota; Dipodascomycetes; Dipodascales; Dipodascaceae
Exons: 1
Coding region: 1-2232 (743 amino acids)
Source: RefSeq, a predicted model, not a curated record
AUGCUCAACAUCUCCUUCUUCGAACUGCUACCAACUGAAAUCCACGAACAACUAGCAAACUACCUCUCCUGCCACGACCGCCAGGCCCUCAGCCAAUGUAGCACCGUCCUCCAGGUCCAAUACCGCCGACUCGCAUGGCGGUUCUGUGAAGUUGUUCUCGAAUCUAAUCUCCGGGCCACCUCCUACAUUGCCUUUACCAGACAACCUUCUCCUCGCGAAAACAAGCGCGUGCUCAUUCCAGCAGCGCUACUGUGGGCUCCAGAACGGUACUCGUGGUUCCCUAGCAAUAGUGUUCAUGACGUCCGGUUCUGGUUCCAAAGCGAAUUGGACCCAGACGGAACCGAAUAUGUUUACGAAAAAUUGCUCGAACAAGACGUUUUCAGAAUCCAUAGAAAAUACCCCAUAGUGUUUUGGUGGCUGGCUAAAGUCUCCUUCUCCGCAAGUAUAUCGCCAGUCCAGGGAUUCCUGGACUCACCAUUCUACUGUGACCUCGAGCGACGGCUCACUCAGCAAACCGAUUUACACCCGUUCGAACUCGAUAUUAUGUUUAAAAUCUCAAAACUCGUCACACCAUUUACCUUCAUUCACCGCAUAAAGUACUCCCAUUCCAUCACCAAGUUGGAGUUUGAUCGCAACAUGAACAUCGAUGAGCCCAUUGCUGUUGAGUUCCCCAAUCUCGAAGUGGCCAAAAUAUCCCAUUUCAUCGAUUCCCGCAACUUCAAAGAUAUCAUGCAGAAAAUCUCCCACUCUAAAAAGCUUCGCGACCUGAGAAUCCACAUGAGCUGGGAUAUUCUAAGCCACUGGAAAGAUGCAAUCAACGAUGGACUUCUUCAAAUUGUUCCAGAUAUCGAAACUUGUGUCCUUAAAAUUUCGGAAACCUCGCUUCCAAGUGAUUACGACUCAGAACUCAAAUCCUUCCUUGUCCCACAAGUCACCUCCUUUGUCACAAGCACACACGACCUGCUUUCAGGUCACUGCAUCUUCCCGCGAGCUACAAGUAUGACAAUUGAACUCCACAGUAAUCUAUCUGCAUUUAGAUUCACCCCCCUGUCCACCUCCUUACAAUCAUUAAACGUCCAUAUUUGCGAAUUCACCCUCUCUCUCGCAUACUUCAUCAAAGCUAUUCCACAACUCCAGUCUUUGAAACAACUCAAGGUCAACCAACAAGAAACUCGCAUCUUCAUGUACAACUACGACAUUCAAAAUUACUGCACCCGUGUUGUCCAAAAGUUCCACGCCAAAACCUUUGUCUGCGAGCUUGAACUCGUCGACCUCCAACGCAAACUCAACCUUGAGAGUUUCAAUUGGAAAAUCCGCCAAGUCCUUGGCGUCGAUUUCGACAUUCUUAGCUCUAAAAUCCUUGAUCCCGUCGCAAGCUUCAUCCAUUGUACCGAGGUUUCAAAUAGCCUGCAAACUGAAAUCUUUGAAACAUUCCGAUACGAAUGCGGCGUCGCAAUUCAAAUGAUGUUUUACGACGCUCUUUUCUCCGUGCUCCCGGAUCUCCGCGCAUUGGAGUACUUUAAAUUAGAACGCUCCGAGGUCUGCUUCUACUCAUCUCUGGCUCUCACAAAUUUCCUUCUUCAUCAUCGUCCGCCACAACUUAAACAAGCCCUUCUCCAUUUCGUUGAUACAGACCCCACUUUCUGCGACAAGGAUGGGGUUCUCAGAUCUAUUUAUGACGAGUCGUUGCCAAUAAUAGAUGACGGUGUAUUUUCAGUUUGUCCGUUUUUCGGAAUCCUCCCCAAUAAUACAAACUAUGUCCGUGCAGGCACCCCACCUGGCCCGUUUGUUGGCAGCAGUAACAGCAACGGCUCUGUUAGUAGCACCAGCAGGAAUGGUAGCACCAGCAGCUCAUCCGCUCGCAGUUCUUCGAGCACUAAACGGACUUCAGAUGUUUCAACAACUACGCGAAUCUCUAGUGCCUCAACAACCACAGCAUUGACGGCCUCCAUUACUAAUGAAUCGCCCGGUAAGCCUUCGCACUCACCCAAUCACCCACCAACACCGCCGGCGCCUGGUGCAAGCAACCGAUCCGGAUGGCGGUAUCACUUACAGGGUGCUGCAACGCCGGCAACGGUGGAUGAGCGGUAUCGCGGAAGCUGCAAAAAGUCGCACGUGUUUUUGUACGACUUUUGUUAUGCCAAAGACCAGCCGCUGACUGAUGAGGACAUGCAGAGCAUAGUCAGAAACGAAGGCUCAUGGGUCACGGGCCAAUUUGGUGGGUGGAUAUAG